This is a messenger RNA of Colletotrichum abscissum, 693 nucleotides long. RefSeq lists its product as uncharacterized. The record is from RefSeq and is a predicted model, not a curated record. The coding region runs from base 1 to 693 and encodes 230 amino acids. The transcript has a single exon. NCBI's taxonomy places the organism in Eukaryota, Fungi, Ascomycota, Sordariomycetes, Glomerellales, Glomerellaceae.
AUGCCGGUCCAGUCCUACACAUCCUCAGAAGCCGGUGCCGAGCGUUGGUUCCAAAUCUGUCAAAAGCUUAGGCUAGUGACCUUCUUGUUGGUGCAUUCGCGUCCUCUCUUGAAUCCCAAGCCGCGAGUCGUCCAAGGACGCUAUCUCAGUCAGCUUCUGGACCUGGACCUGACCGUGCGACUCAGGGGUAUCGACAGAUGGACCGGGACGAACGAAGACGUACUGAAGUCUGACGGCAGCCCGGCGACACCAUUGACACUAUCGUACGGGUUCUUCUACCCAAGAAGCGGGACUGACGGCGGUGCCAUCUUCCAGCGUCUUAGUCGGGAUCGUCCUGAAGGCUGGACUCGCCUUGGUUGCCAAGAAAAGACACACAUUGGAUCCCUCGGGAGCCAGAAGCUGCAGAGAAAACGAGCGAGCUGCACGUUGUCUGGGACCCCCGCUUGGGAAUUGUCCCAAUCCACGUCGUCCAUGCACCCAUCCCAUCUCCUUCUGCCACCACCCCCAUGCAUAUCCCAUGUCCAACCCCAAGACACACACCACCGCCACGCCUUAAAGGAACCUGGGCUCCCGACCGAACCCAGCUUCCCUUCUGAGCUGCCUGGUGUUCCUCCCAACUCUCGCUCAUCUAUCCAUAUUACUUUGGCUUUUGCAAUCCGCUUUUCCGGGCAAGCAUUACCUAAGGCUGCUUGA